Messenger RNA from Cladophialophora psammophila CBS 110553, 1599 nucleotides. RefSeq lists its product as uncharacterized. Gene Ontology annotation, molecular function: oxidoreductase activity, acting on paired donors, with incorporation or reduction of molecular oxygen; iron ion binding; monooxygenase activity. The transcript is spliced from 6 exons. Lineage: Eukaryota; Fungi; Ascomycota; Eurotiomycetes; Chaetothyriales; Herpotrichiellaceae. The record is from RefSeq and is a predicted model, not a curated record. Bases 1 to 1599 code for a protein of 532 amino acids.
AUGGGGGUUUUUGAGUCCGUCUGGCUCGAGACGAACUCGUCCUUGUUCCUCCCACUCGCCUGCUUGAUUUUAUGGAUAUGCUACAAUGUCGGCCUGGUCCUCUAUCGCUUAUAUCUCAGCCCCAUCGCUCACUUCCCGGGCCCGAAAAUCGCGGCGGUGACUUACUGGUACGAGUUCUACUACGACGUCGUGCUCGGCGGUCAGUACACCUUCCGCAUUCUUGAACUGCAUAAGCAAUAUGGCCCUGUUGUCCGCAUCAACCCGCGAGAGUUGCACUUCUACCCUCCUCAGUUCUACGAAGAGAUUUACGCAGGUCCCACACGCCGACGAGAUCGUUGGGAACGCUACACCCAGGGCUUCGGCAUGCCUGGGGCCGGCGCAAGCACGAAUCCACAUGACUUGCACAAAGCAAGACGAGCAGCCUUGAGCCCCUACUUCAGCAUGCAGAGCGUCCGGAAUCUACAAAGUGUCAUUGAGGAGAAGACGGAUCUGCUGAUGCGGAGGCUCAGAGAAUUUGGUGACUUUACAGACGAAGCUGCAAGGAAGCCUCUCAACCUCGAGGUCGCAUUCGCCGCAUAUGCCUAUGACGUCAUCACCGAGUACGCCUUCGCUCGAAGCGAACAUCACCUUGAAGCCGAAGAUUUUGAUCCUUGGAUGCUGAAAGCGGCCUCUUCCACGAGCUCGCUGGGCCAGAUUGCAAAGCAAAUGUACUGGCUCUUUUGGCUGGUCUUGAACAUUCCGGACUGGCUGACUCGAAGGCUCGACGCGAACGCGAGCCGGUAUCUCCAGUUCAAGCGGGACAUCAACAACCAAAUCGAAAACAUUCGCAAUGGAAUCGACACAUCCCACAAGACAGCAUCACACCCCACAAUCUUCCACGAAAUACUCAACAGCUCUCUACCCCCCGCUGAGAAGCGCACUUCCCGCCUUGCUGACGAAGGAGCCACGGUUGUGAGCGCGGGAGCCGUGACCACAGGGUGGACUCUGCCGGUGACGGUGUUCUACCUGCUCUCCAACCCGGCCAUCCUGCGGAAGCUGAAGCACGAGCUCUGCGAGGCGAUACCCGAUCCGACAAAACCUACUCCUUUGCCUGAGCUCGAACGUCUCCCGUACCUCACGGGCGUCAUUCAGGAGGGUCUGCGACUGAGUUACGGGAUCUGCACGCGGCUCGAGCGGAUCGCGCGGGACGAGGCCCUCGUCUUCGACGACGGCGAGAGAACCUGGACCAUUCCGCCCGGCACGCCGUGCUCCAUGACCAGCUACAUGAUCCACAGAAACCCAGACGUCUUCCCUUCGCCCCACGAAUACCGGCCUGAACGGUGGAUCGAGAACCCCAGACUGGACAAGUACCUCGUCAGCUUCUCCAAGGGCAAAAUGCAGUGUCUGGGCAUCAACCUUGCCUACGCGGAGCUUUACCUCAUGCUGGCAAAGCUGUUUCGCGUCUACGGGAGCAGGGAGGUCAGGUUUGACGGCGAUAUGGGAAGGCUGGAGCUCUUCGAGACCACCUUCGAGAGGGACGUGGAUAUGCGCGAGGACAGGUUCAUUCCCUUGCCGAGCAGAGAGACCAAGGGCGUUAGAGUGUUGGUUGAGCUCUAUUAA